Molecule: messenger RNA, 280 nt
Organism: Cariama cristata (Red-legged seriema)
Lineage: Eukaryota; Metazoa; Chordata; Aves; Cariamiformes; Cariamidae
Product: oxysterol-binding protein-related protein 7-like
Exons: 3
Source: RefSeq, a predicted model, not a curated record
CUGGGAGGGGGUGGAGGAGCCGCGUGUGCGGGGCAGCCCGGGCCAGGAGCCGCAGCGACACGAGGGGUACCUGCUCAAGAAGAGAAAAUGGCCCCUGAAGGGCUGGCACAAGAGGUACUUUGUGCUGGAAAACGGCAUCCUGAAAUAUGCCACCACGCGCCAGGACGUCCUCAAGGGCAAACUGCAUGGUGCCAUCGAUGUCCGUCAGUCCGUCAUGUCUGUCAACAAGAAGGCGCAGCGGGUUGACCUGGACACGGAGGAGAACAUCUAUCACCUCAAG